AGCUGCAGCACGCACACAGUUGGGGAACGUGCUGUGAGAUCCAUACCUAAACCCCAGGGUUACUGUCUGGACUGGCACCUGUCAUGACAAAAUGGAAGGCCGGCUGUCAGCGGAAGGGUUCGAGCAGCUGAGGCUGAAGAGCCGACCCGAGCUCACCUCCGCAUCUCUCACCCGACUUGGUUCUAACGUGUACAGUACUGUUCAGCAACAGGACUAUUCUGCAAGUGUGUGGCUAAGAAAAAAGGACAAACUUGAACAUUCUCAACAGAAAUGCAUUGUGGUCUUUGCCCUGGUGUGCUGCUUUGCAGUACUAGUUGCUUUGAUAUUUUCCGCUGUGGACAUUUGGGGGGAGGAUGAGGACGGAAUCACUGAAGACAACUGUAGCAAAAACUGUCGCAUUGUUCUUGUAGAGAACAUCCCUGAAGACCUGUCCUAUUCGGACAAUGGCACUGCACAUCUGUCGCUCUAUCAGGGCCUGCUCAGCCUCCUGGAUUCAGCUGAAAAGACAGUGGAAAUCGUAUCUUCUCAUUGGGCCUUAAACAAUAUAGACCUGGAACAGAGUCAUCCUUCAACCUGGCAGAGCAAGCAGCUGUUUAAAAGACUACGUGGUUUGCAGUCUCAAGAAAAAAAUCUGAAAAUAGCCAGUGAUCUAAAGCAGAAGGAUUCCAAGGAACUGAAAGCUCUAGAAGCCAGUGGUGCUGACAUACACUUUCUGAACAUGACAGCCUUAACCAGAGGCAAUCUGCGCUCCUCUUUCUGGGUUGUGGACAAGAAGCACAUGUACAUUGGCAGUGCAAGCAUGGAAUGGCACUCCAUGGCACAGAUGAAAGAGCUUGGUGUUAUUAUCUACAACUGCAGCUGCUUGGUGUUGGAUUUGCAUAGAAUAUUUACCCUUUAUUGGCAACUGGAAUACAAAGACUUUGUCCCAGCAAAGUGGUCCAAGAGGGUGUUUGCCUUAUCCAGUAAAGUGGAGCCCCUCAAACUGCACCUCAACGACUCAAAGGCUGAGGCUUUUUUAUCAAGUUCUCCAAGCAUCUUUUGCGCUAAUGACAGAACCAAAGAUAUUGAUGCCAUUAACAGAGUUAUUUCUGAUGCCAAGAGGUUUAUCUAUGUGUCCAUAAUGGACUACCUGCCUCUGGUCAACAUAGGUUCUCACAGUUCAGGAAGCACACAACCAAACAGAUAUUGGUCCCGUAUAGAUGAAAUGCUCAGAGAGGCUCUGUUAUUGCAUAACAUCAAAGUACGCCUGCUUAUAAGCUGCUGGAAGCAAACGCAUCCCUUAACUUUUAACUUUGUUUGGUCUUUGAAGACCCUCUGCACUGAGAUACCGGACUGCAGUUUAGAAGUGAAAUUCUUCUGCAUGACAGAACAGAAGAAUGCUACUUUUCCUAAAAUAAAUCGAAACAAAUUCAUGGUGACUGACCGAGCAGUUUAUAUUGGAAACAACGACUGGAUUGGAAAUGACUUCACUUACAACGCAGGCGUAGGUCUUGUCAUCAGUCAAGCAGAGGUGCUGUCAAACUCCACAAUUGUUGAGCAACUAAAGGCUGUGUUUGAACAGGACUGGUACUCCUGGCAUGCCAAAAGUUUACACGCAAAUACGAUCCCCGAGUGCAUUAAGCACAAAAUGAACCACACAGCAACACUUAAGGUCCCAUAAGACAAUGGGGAGAAAAAUGUAUAAACAUUAAGACUUGCGUAAGUCCAGCAGUGAAUGGAUUUCACUUCUACUACCAGAAAAAAGGAAAAGAAAAGGAAGCUAUUUUUAACCUGCUUUUAUCAUGUGUCUUUUUCCUCAGUGAGGAUUUGCAUUUUCACUUUUGACAUCCAUUAUUAAAAAUAUGUUUUAAUUGUGGCCUGCCAGAAUGGAGUCUAGGUGAUGGAAAUUGAUCCUUCCAGUUGAUAACAAGUGGAAGGAUCUACAUAUUCUGCAGAGAACAUUGGUGCGAUUGGCCUUGACAACUGCAAAGGGGCCUGAUAUCAUAAUUACGUGACACAGAUUAACAUGUUCUCUGAUUACUGUACUUGAAAGUAUUCUAACAAGACAAAGUCUGUUUAAUAUCUUGUCUGUGGUGUUGCCAUGGAAAAGAACACCAGGUAAAUUGAUUUGUCAAAACCAAUUACUUAAUUAACCAUCAAAGUUCUCAAAUGCAGCAUGUAAAAAGGCAUCAUAAAGUAAAUCAGUAAAACAAUUUGCAUGUCUCAUGACAAAUAAGCAGCUGAUUACGAACCAAAACAUGGCUGCCCAAUCUCAAAUCAUCCAUAACAUAAAGGCAGCCAUUUUCAAAGCCAUUAGCUUCCUGAGGAAUUCAAAGAGAAGCUUUUACAAUGUCAGCAUUUCUAACAAACAGUACCAGCUUGGAAGAAAAAUUCAGAGAAAAACAGGUGUGAGUAACUGAAAAUGAGAAUCAGCACAUAACUGUAAUGCUCUGUGUGAUGGCAGACGGAUGCAAACUGCCUCCAUAUGUGUAAUUGAGGUUGAAUCUUUGUAAAUGCAUGUUUAUUUUUUCCUCAAAAUGAGGGUGGGAAAUUUGGGCUACAUCUUAAAUUCAGAGGAAUAUUAUAUUUCUUUACAUGGUAAUACAUGUUAUAAAAAACAAUUGAUGGUAACUGGUUUUAUUGUAACAAUAGAUCUUUUUUUAUUAAUCAAUGUUUUAUCGUUUUUUUAUGAACUAUAUAAACUAAUCCAUAUUUCAGAACAUUUAAUCCUAUAAAAACAUCUUUUGCACAACUGUUACUAAAGAUACCUAAUGGGGUGAUUAUGUGGUCUGUUCAACUGAUCUACUUGAAUUAAAGAGCAUGCAUUAUAGUAUAUUUAUAUCUAUAAAGUGGGUCCUAUUUUAAACUUCAGUGGUAUUUAGAUCAUGUAAUAAUUAUCUUUGUGUUCUUUGUUAAAAAUUAAACAUUAUAUUAAUUGUGCCAGUUGACCCUUUGUCAUAUCUUUGCUUUGAAUGACAUCUAUCGAAGCCUAUUAAUAGUUCUUUUGGUUUAAUGAACCUGAUUAAACA
Messenger RNA from Acipenser ruthenus (sterlet), 3008 nucleotides. Its product is annotated as inactive phospholipase D5-like. NCBI's taxonomy places the organism in Eukaryota, Metazoa, Chordata, Actinopteri, Acipenseriformes, Acipenseridae. The record is from RefSeq and is a predicted model, not a curated record. The coding region runs from base 92 to 1660 and encodes 522 amino acids. Gene Ontology annotation, molecular function: catalytic activity. The transcript has 10 exons.